Messenger RNA from Mastomys coucha (southern multimammate mouse), 1735 nucleotides. RefSeq names its product RAB13, member RAS oncogene family (gene Rab13). The transcript has 8 exons. The record is from RefSeq and is a predicted model, not a curated record. Gene Ontology annotation, cellular component: trans-Golgi network transport vesicle; synaptic vesicle; plasma membrane. Bases 739 to 1350 code for a protein of 203 amino acids. Lineage: Eukaryota; Metazoa; Chordata; Mammalia; Rodentia; Muridae. Gene Ontology annotation, molecular function: GTPase activity; GTP binding. Gene Ontology annotation, biological process: cellular response to insulin stimulus; regulation of exocytosis; protein localization to plasma membrane.
GCUAUAAGUAAAGUAAGUAAAUAAAGAUGGAAAGCUGGGCAUGGUGGCUCACCAGUAAAUUUCAUACCUGAGAAAUUGAGGCAGUAGGAUUGCCAGGCCUUGAAGGCCAGGUUGCACUACUGAGUUCUAGGCUUGAUCCAGAACGUGAAUCUGCUCUGUGUGUUUUGAAUAUAAUUGGUGGGGCUGAUUUUUAUCACUUUCUUCACUGUGCUCCACCAGGGGGCAGAUGGAUCCAGCAUACUAGCCUCCCAACCCGCUUCUUUUCAAAGGGAAUUGGGAUUCGUAAGUCAUAUUGCUGACAGAAAGUCCUAGGACCUUUAUCACAAACUCAAAAGCGUAUGAAUAGCGCCUCAGCUUUUUAUCAAUUUCCAUUGCCACCCCUAUCUCCACCAUUGAUAAAAUUCUUUCCCUCUUCCUCUAAUCUCUUUUAAAUUCUUCUUUCCAAUUGGGUCGAAAGAGGAAAGACAGCUAGCCAAAGGCAAUGGGAAGGGCUAGGGAAACUGGCCCUCCGAGGCUGGGGAGGCAGCGCCCGGACUGCUGGAGCUGGACAGGCCUCUCCACUGGCGAAGAGGGGUGGAGCCGCGAGCAGGGCCGCCUCUCUUCUUUUCCCGGGGCCUGGGCGGAGAGGGAGAAAACUUCCUGGCUGGGACUCUGGCGGUUUCUGUCUGCCAACCCUCCGAUCCCGCCUACCAGUGUUGGCUCUUCCCGACCCCUCCCCCGGCGCCCCCAGUGUCCGCCAUGGCUAAAGCCUACGACCACCUCUUCAAGUUGCUGCUGAUCGGGGACUCGGGGGUGGGCAAGACUUGUCUGAUCAUUCGCUUUGCAGAGGACAACUUCAACAGCACUUACAUCUCCACCAUCGGAAUUGAUUUCAAGAUCCGAACUGUGGACAUAGAGGGGAAGAGGAUCAAACUUCAAGUCUGGGACACGGCUGGCCAAGAACGAUUCAAGACAAUAACUACCGCCUAUUACCGUGGAGCCAUGGGCAUUAUCCUCGUAUAUGACAUCACAGAUGAGAAAUCCUUCGAGAAUAUUCAGAACUGGAUGAAAAGCAUCAAAGAGAAUGCCUCUGCUGGAGUGGAGCGCCUCCUUCUGGGAAACAAGUGUGACAUGGAGGCCAAGCGGAAGGUGCAGAAAGAGCAGGCUGAGAAGUUGGCCCGAGAGCACAGAAUCCGAUUUUUUGAGACGAGUGCCAAAUCCAGUGUGAAUGUGGAUGAGGCUUUCAGUUCCCUGGCCCGUGACAUCUUGCUCAAGACAGGAGGCAGGAGAUCGGGAAACAGCAACAAGCCCUCAAGCACUGAACUGAAAACAUCUGACAAGAAGAACAGCAACAAGUGCUCCUUGGGCUGAGGAACAUUUCUUGCCUCCUAUUCACCCUGAACCUGGAGGCUAGACCUGAGGGAGGUGGACUGAGGGGAUUACAGAGGGGAGAACUGUGGUGGCACCUGGAGGGGUAGAUGAUGGGAAUAAGGAGAAAUAAGGACUGAAAGGAAGAAAGGGGCAGGGAAAGGAGGGGGAGGAACCAAGGAUAUGAAAGGUGAACAGAAGGGCUUUGAGAAGAGGAAAGGAAGAAGAAAUGAAUGGCUCAGGUCUUGGACAGUCCAACAUUAAUGCCAACAUGCUGAUCUCUCCAUUCCUGGUUCAGGGUUAGGGUCCGGAGAGACUUGGCGCUACUGCGAGGGUCCCUCACUCUGCAGGGUCUUUGUUAGUAUUAAAGGCCACUGUUUUGCAUGAA